This is a messenger RNA of Mesorhabditis spiculigera, 297 nucleotides long. The record is from the annotation of a GenBank genome assembly. NCBI's taxonomy places the organism in Eukaryota, Metazoa, Nematoda, Chromadorea, Rhabditida, Rhabditidae.
AUGGCUGCGCAGCCGAACGCCCCAGCUGCCGCGCAGCCCGUGCCCCAGAUCGUCCGCUUCAACCGCCAUGACCCCGACGACGUCGCCGAGCAGGUCGCAAAAGUGCUCGAGGUGUACCCACGACUCGACCAAGAGCGCAUCGCCGAAGCGGUCCGGGAGGGCCACCCGGGUGAAGUGGUCGUGGAGAUGAUCCUCGAGGGCCGCCUGGUCAUCGAGCGUCGAGUCUCUGACCGCAUUCACGACAUCAGCCAGCGCCUUCUUGAAUACCAGGACAGCAGUGACGAGUCGAGCGAUGAG